Messenger RNA from Cottoperca gobio, 10594 nucleotides. It is a transcript of the gene pou2f2b, whose product is annotated as POU class 2 homeobox 2b. The transcript is spliced from 16 exons. The record is from RefSeq and is a predicted model, not a curated record. Gene Ontology annotation, molecular function: RNA polymerase II cis-regulatory region sequence-specific DNA binding; DNA-binding transcription factor activity, RNA polymerase II-specific. Lineage: Eukaryota; Metazoa; Chordata; Actinopteri; Perciformes; Bovichtidae. Gene Ontology annotation, biological process: regulation of transcription by RNA polymerase II. Bases 1217 to 3451 code for a protein of 744 amino acids. Gene Ontology annotation, cellular component: nucleus.
CGGGUCGAAUGAGCUAUUGGGGUUCCCAAAUAUUAACGGGGACAAACAGACAGACAAAACAGACACACAGACGGAUGGACGGAGAUAGGCAAGUGUUCCGAGAAAACGCGAGACCAUAACCGGAUUCUAUACGCUUUCUUAUUUCCGUUGUUUUUGUGUUUUAGUAUUUUUAAUUAUUUAUUUAUUCGCUGUAUUUAUUUAUCGAUUGAUUGCGUUUUAAUUACUGCCUUGUGACAGAGCGCGAGGGAGGAGGAGCGUCAGGGCCAAGCGCGCGCGUUGUGUUUCUGUGUGUGUGUGUGUGUGUGUGUCCGUGCAGCCUUUUCCCCACUUGUUUAUUUAUUUGUUGAUGAUAGCCUUUAAUGAAGCUGUUUUAAAUGUGCUCGCGACGAGAUCCGCUGCUUUGCGCGAGCGGAUGAAUGUCUUCUAUGUAGCCUUCAUGCAAAACAGAAAGGAGAAGGCGCGCGUGCAGCUAAAUACCAAAUACAAUAGAUCAUACCAAAUACUACAGAAAUCCAAAUAAGACUUUAUAACUCUGCUGGCCUUUUACACUGUCCUGUGUGUUUCUACGUGUCAUCAUUUAAUGUGCCGUUUUGAAUUGCAAAGCGAAAACCAAAGCUAAGCCCGGCCGGUGUAUGCUACAGGAGGAGGCUAGCGACUGUUCUCAUGCCUUUUCACACCUAUAGGAAACAUUACUGGCGAGGAGUGAGCGGAUAGAAUAAGCUCCCGGGCCUCUAUGUUUACUCAAGGAGAACGUUUUAGCAGUGCAAAGGUAACAGAGAGACGCAGGGGCUUCAACUACAGACAGGUGACACACAGCCUUUUAUUAUAAAGCCACUCAAAUAGGCCUGGCAUUGUAACACAACUUUUCCUGUACAAGUGCAGUCUGAUCCCCUCUCUAUCCGUCUGUGUGUUAGUCUGGACUGUAAGAUAAACUGCUGCACUCAAGGGACCAUCCUACAUAUAUGUUCUAUGCACAUUUACACCAAAACUAAUGCCGGCCACCAGUCGACAUCCACAAAUGUAAAUAAAAGGGCGCAGCUGGGCUACAUGUGUACACACCUAACGGCGAAUGUUGUGAGCUCUCCAAACCAAAUAUUUCCCCAAAGCUGUGUACCAGAGAAACGGACGAAGACACCAACUCUUCAGAAAAGGACACAGCUCAUUACAGUACUUUUGUCAGAUUAUUUGCAUCAAAACAAGAAUCCGGAGGAAGAUCAUGUUUGUUCCCUUGCCGGUGCCGUUCGUGUUUCAGAGAACUGCCGCUGACCUCAACGCCUGGGGUCUCAAGUCCCCUCUGGCUCUCCGCUCCAACUCCGAUAUCAGGAUGUCAAAGCCAGUAGAGGUCGAGAAAGUAGGGGCUAACUCACCGCUGGAGGGCACAGAUUCAGAGCGGAAUGGACCUGAAUCAAAUCACCAGGCUCAUUCAAUGAAAGUCAAUCCCUUUCCCCUUUCACCAAACCUGAGCAGCAACAAGCAAAAGAUGGAGGAGUGUGGUGAGAUGUCCCCAGCCCUUCCUCUCUCUCACGGCCCGACCCCCUCACAGACGGCACUGCAACACACUCAGCUCAUGCUGACCGGCUCCCAACUCGCAGGGUUGACAGCUCUGUUGCCAGCGCAGCAGCAGUUGUUGCUGCAGCAGGCUCAGGCGCAGCUCUUGGCCGCAGCUGUGCAGCAGUCCAGUGCAGCCCAUGCCGCUCACGCUGCCCAUGCAGCUGCCCAAGCCAAUCAGCAAGCUCAGGCAGCCGCAGCAGUAGCAGCAAAUCAUCAAGCCCAGCAGCAGCAGCAGCAGCAGCAGGCGGGACAAACAGGGCAGCAGGCCCAGUCGCAGUCCCAGGGACAGAGCACACAGGAACAGACAGCCCAAAGUGUCCCUGUCCAACCUCCUCCACCCCAACUCACCCUCUCCCAGCCAAUCCAGCUCACCGCCCAGGACAUCCAGCAGCUGCUGCAGCUUCAGCAGUUGGUGUUGGUGCCCGGCCACUCGCUCCCGUCUCCAGCCCAGUUCCUCCUCCCACAGGCACAGCAGGGCCAGCAAGGUGGGCCGGCGUCCUACUGGGAUUUAGGACUCCUAUCGACACCAAAUCUCCUUUCGCUACCUCAGCAAAACCAAGGGAGCCUGCUGUCUGCUUCAAAUAGAAUGGGCCUCCAAGCACAGCGCGAUAAGAGUAUGGAGGUGAGCGGUGUGACCGCGGUGCCCUCCGUGACCACUCACUCCGAGGAGCCCAGUGACCUGGAGGAGCUGGAACAGUUCGCUCGCACUUUCAAACAGAGACGCAUCAAACUGGGCUUCACGCAGGGAGAUGUCGGUUUGGCCAUGGGGAAGCUGUACGGCAACGACUUCAGUCAGACCACAAUCUCCCGCUUUGAAGCCCUCAACCUGAGCUUCAAGAACAUGUGCAAGCUGAAGCCACUGCUGGAGAAGUGGCUCAUUGAUGCAGAGACCAUGUCCAUAGACUGUACCAUGCCCAGCCCCAGCUCCCUGUCCUCUUCCUCUAUGGGCUUCGACGGGAUUCCUGGUCGCCGCAGAAAGAAGAGAACCAGCAUCGAGACGAAUGUACGCGUGGCCCUGGAGCGCGCAUUCAUGACGCAGAACCAGAAGCCUACCUCAGAAGAGAUCCUGCAGAUCUCAGAGCAGCUCAACAUGGAGAAGGAGGUGAUCCGGGUCUGGUUCUGCAACCGCCGGCAGAAAGAGAAACGCAUCAACCCCUCCAGCGCCACCCCUCCCCUGCCCAGCCAGCCCCCCACUGCUCCAUCAAUGCACAAACCGCCCUGCUACAGCCCUCACAUGAUGUCCAGCCAGCUGUCGCAGGCCGUGACCAGUCUCAGCACAACGGGGACCACCAUGUCCCCCGGCUGCCCCAUGACUUCCAGCCUCACCUCCACCCACCCCUCUCUCAGCUCCGUACCCUCCCCGGUGACUCCUCCUCCUCCCCGCAGCACGGCCAGCCCAGCCAUGCCCAGCCACAGCACACUCAACCUCAACACAGGUUUAUGGCGUAUGGGUAAAAAGAACGGUGACGUGUCUAACUACAUCACCGAUUUUGCUGCAAACUUGAGGAACACUGUGAUGGGAGUUAACACAGGGAUGAACCAAGCUCUACUCGGUAACAAUCCCCUGGCCACUAUCCAAGCCCUAGCAGCCAGUGGUGGCCAGCUGCCUCUUUCCAGUCUUGAGGGGGCCAGUAAGUUAAUGCUGGGGGCCUCUGGGGGCCAGGGAAGCCUCCCCUCCUCCCUCUUCCUCAACCACCCCGCCCUCCUCCACAUGGGCCAGAACCACGGCGCUGGACUCCUCAGCGCCGCCAUAGCCAAAGCCUCCCAAGCCUUCCCCUUGGCCAGCAGCAUCAGCCCCACCCCCUGCUCCCCCUCCCCCUGCUCCAGCCCCGCCUCUUCCUGCUCCUCCAGCGAAAUGGCACACAGCCCGCCCUCUCUGGGCGGAGCCAAGUUUGAGUGACCGCGCCAAGGGCCAAUCAGAGAGGAGGAGGAAGGAGGAAACGAAAACCUCACCUUUCACACCAAAGCUAUCUCUUUCUCUCUCUUGCGCUCUUCUUCCGUUAUUUUUUUCGCAAUGGUUCUCUCUCUCUUUCUCUCCCAGUCUUUCAAUGCCAAAAAUACACAGAAUGAAAGAGGAGAGAGGGAGGGAAAGAAGUGAAAGAGGGGAGAAGGGGGGGGAAGGGGAAGAUUGAAACCAAAAAUCUUUAUCUAUCCAAACAGAUGGAGAGAAGGCAACGUGGGACCUUUUUGUCAAUAACACGUGAUAUCGACAGCUCUUAACUCUUUCUCUCUAAAGGAAAACAAACCAAUGACUCUUUAACCGAGAGACGGAAGAGAAGCAUGUCGAAGUGCAUAAACCAAAAAUGACAAAAGAUAACUUUACUAUGUGACAAAGGAAUGGCGGCAAGGACAAGAAAGAUGGCGAGGAGGACUGUGCUUACGUUUUCCCUUUUUUUUGUAUUAUUUCGAAAAGCUGCGGGUCUGAAGGAAGAAGAGAAGGGAGGAGAAGUUUAAACCAAAAAUGUACGUGAGGCGGAGGAGGAAUACACAAUGACAAAAAAGAAAGAAAAAAAAAAACGACAACCAUACCAAAACCCCAAAUACCAAAAACCAAAAAUACGGAGAGAAAAGCUUUAUUCAAAGGACGUGUAAAUACUGAAGCUAUCCAGGACCAGGACUCUACUGCUACUGCUACACACACACACACACACACACACACACACACACAUCAAGAGCCAAUCCAUCCUGCCAUCGACUCAUCCUGUCUGUGUCAGCUCAUGUGUCUCUUGUAGGUUUUCAUGUUAGAUAUAUUGAGUCAUGUUGUAGAAGCUUGUCACUGAGCGAGUGGAGAGCUUCAUGUGUUAGUCUCUCUACCUACCUCUGGUUCCAAGAGCAUCGAAGAGCUUUCCUCUCCUUUUUAUUUCUCUUCUUAUUCACUAUGUUUCAUACCGUUGGGAUUUGUUUUUCAUUUAUUUAUUAGUGUCGUUUUACAAUUCAACUCCUAUUUAUUGUUGCAGCUUUCUUUAGUUUUUUUAACGUUAGCGUCUGAGGUUUGAAUCAUCAUCAACUGUCAUCAUCAUCAUCAUCAUCGUCUUCGUCGUAUGUGUUUCAAACGUGACUAUUCUGCAGGAGCAGCGAUGACGCUGGGUGAAAAGAUGCUCACCAAGUGCCAGAGAUCCAAGAGUUGGCAGAGCCGCGAGUUGAUUUCAAGGUGUGAAUGAAUUUAUUAAGACGUAAACAUGUGACUCUUCCCUCGCUCCUAAAGAUAACCCAUCAUCAGAGACUCCAUGGCUAAAGGAACAUGCCCUGGACAACUUCACACGUUUGUUAAGAGUGGCGACCAUUUUGAAAGUAUGAAAUAGGGCUGUGAUUGGAGAUUUAAAAGUAAUAAGCAUUGAGACUGAAGGCUAAAAUAAGUCAAUAAAGCCACGUUUAGUCACAGCCGGCUCUCAUUCCUGCCUCGUCAAUCAGCAUAGACGCCCCGACACACCUGUCUGUCUAGACAUGUUUACUGAUAUUUGUCUGUUUCCAUCAUCACUCCAUCGAUCACAUUUCACCGUCAUUUUCCACCUCAGACUGCCAUUAAUUCUCAAAUGGAAACCAAAGCAUUCUCAAGGCUGGGCUGUUCUUAAAGAGCCUCCGCCAUGACACGUGAACACAACAAAGACACAGAGGGGCAGGACGUAAGCCCCCUUGGUGUAAUCCCCUCCACCUGGCCCGUCCAACAAAAAAAAAAAAAACCCACGGGGGAAGCUUUAUUUAGGGAACUGAUCCUUUACUCCGAACCCCCCAGAAAGGAAGGGACGGGGCGACGGAGGGACACACCGUAGUGAGGGGAGCAGGCGUCACACUUUUUUUGUAAGAGGAUACCAAAAAUAAACCCAUACCAAAAAAAAACAAACACACAACCCAAGGAAUGACAGAAGCAAACCAAAAAGAACCCAAACCAAAUGUAGCUGGAGGGAGGAGGGGGGGGAGGGGAGGAGGACAAAGUGCAGGUGUCCACAGAGGUGAAGCCGUCUGUCUGUCUGUCUGUUAGCUUCAGGGCUGCAGCAUUCGCCCCUCUCUGAAACUGUGUAGCAUGGAUGGAGGGAUGGAUAGACGGGGCAGAUAGACAGGCGGACAGAAGAAGGACAGACAAUUCCUCCCCUCCUCUGCCUCUCUCUCCAGCUCAGCUCUCUGGUCCUGGAUGGAGCUAAACGCAAAUGACCUCACUGAACUGAAAUCUUCUAAAAAAAAAUGUGUUUUUAUUUUUCUGUUGGUUGGUUUUGAUUGUUUUAUCUCUGCUGUGUCUCUUGAUGCCGUUUUAUGUACUGUACUUUAGUGCUUAUUACUCAUUUGGAAUAACGUACUCGCUUACUUACUACAAGAGCUCCUUAUUUUUUUCGUAGUCGUGCUAGAGAUUUUUAUCAGGUGGUUGGAAAAAAUACUGUGAAAAUUUAGCUUCCAGAUUUUUAUUAGAUAAAGAAACACACUGUCUUGGCAGAGAACAAAAGACACACAAAAAGCCAAAAACAAAGAGUUGAAUAGCAAACCUUAAAAAUGCCAAACCAAAUACCGAACCAAACCAAACACAGUAGAGAGGAAGAGGAGCGGCCCUCUCUGCUCGAGGGCACACAAGUGGGUCAAUUUGUCUGAGGUGAAACUGCGUUUGUCUGUACUUAAGUGUUAACGGGAGGCCAAAUGGUAAAAAAAAGAAAAAUGAAAAGGGUCUGCAGUGAUGUCUUGUCCUUAAUUUUGACCCCCCAGAGACAGCAUAAUGGGCUCUCCCAGCGCAGAACAACACACACGGCAGCAGCGGCCUCAGUCAAGUUGACGGUUUAGAGAGUCGGACGUAAACGUACCCAAAGAAAUAUUUGGUUUGAUCCACACCAGAAAACAGUCGACACGCGAGAAUCGUUUCACGCAGCGAACUUUAGAUGUGGGGUUUGCACCUUAAAGGUGAAACCUUUUCUCCACAUUGACUCUUAGACGGAAUGUAUCUGUUAGUGCUUCUAUAGAUUUUGUAGAAAAAAGAUCUAUGUUCUACUGCUUACUUAUCGCUAAUGUAUUAAAAAGAAAAAAACUUACAAAAAAGACUUUGAGAAAAAAAAAGAUCCUAAAAAACAUUGAUGAUAAUAACUUGAUUUUAGACCAAAAAUUUUAACUAUCUCUCUUUGGACUUUUUUUAUUUCUCUUUAUUAAUGAUGAUUUAGACUUUUGAUUGUACUAUUUAUUCAGGUUAGGAUUGAUUUAUUUGCUUGCUAUUUAUUUGUUAAUUUAUUUCUAGAGGUGCUUUUUUCAUAUUCUGGGAUGUAUUUGUGAUGGAGUUUUUCAUUUGUGCCCCUUACUGAAGUUCUUUCUUACUUCUUUAAACCAAAUAACACCAGAAAUGCAACCACGGGUCCUGUGAGGACUUAAUAAGAGAAUGUGGCUGAUUGGAUGGUCAGCCAUGAAGAUAUUCUCCUGCUCACAGUAGUGAGAGGCAGCACUGUGUGCACGAACACCUCAUCAUUUACAGGGCUUUUGAAGGGAAAGAAUGAAUUUGGUGGAGGCUUUGUAGACAGACACAUGCCUUUGCUUCGCCUGAUAAUAAGACAGAAAAGGCUAGUGGAAAUUCAGUUUCAAUGGAGACGCGUACAUGUAAUUCAUGUGUGAAAAACUGCCUCAGUUACAGCAUGAGGUGUUCUUUGAGGCGCGGUGCUGCCUCUGUUCUCGAUAUUUUCUCCACAGGGAGAACACACAGAAAGCUUUACAGCUACACAACCAAAAAACACAAAAGAAGAAGAUCAACUGGGGCGAAGGCCAAUGGUUCUUACAUGAUGGAGAGGAAAGAAGGAGGCAAGAGAGAAGAGGGUGUUUUGGAUUUCCAGACGUAAAUUGCCCUCGACUUUCUCUUUUCUUUCUCUUUUUUUUGUUUCCACUUUUCUAGAAGUCGGUUUUAAACUUUUUUCUUCAUCCACUGUAGGAUGUAAAAGAGAGAUAGUUCAUCAUAUACCUCAUAUUCUUUGAUGAUAAACCAAAUAGAUGAAUGCUUUAAAGUGCGGGGUUCAAGUGGGGAUCAGGGUACCGCGACGGUACGUGUGGACAGUGUGGUCGUGUGGCCGGGAGCAGUAAGGCCGGGUUAAAGGUCAAAGGUCGUUUUCCUAAUGGAGGUAAACUCGAGGGAUUGAUCUGGGAAUUACCAGAUCAUCCACUCGAUCUUCUCCAUGGCAUUCAGAAGGUGCCAUUUAAGGUCAAAGGGCCGCACUGGUUCACACUCCGGUCCACACACACACACACACACACACACACACCUUGUCCCCCUGGAAAACACCCCCCGCUGUCUGUGUUGAGCUUUGAACACAGCCCUCUCCUCAUAUCUGACCCUCACUGCUUCCUCCCUGUCAAACACGGACUGUGGGCUUAAAGCUGCUCUUUGGAGCAGAUCUAGGAUCAAAUCUGGAUCCAAUUUUUGGGCUUACAAAUAAAAAACCUUCUUGAUUCAUGCCUCAGAGCAACUUUACCACAAAGGUCUCCGAGCCCCCUCUCGCCUUUAGGUCUUGAUUGCCUGAUGAGGGGGCAUGUUGACCAGUUCAUGUGCAGCAGAGAGCGCCGUAGGGCAGGUUGUUUGGGAUGGCUGAGACCAGGUUUGCUAGGUGAUGCAUCCAGACACUUCUCACGACUCGGUGUGUGUUGAGACAUUGGAAGUCGCUUGCGAUCAAGAGUGUUGUUGUUUUGCUCUCUUUUGCAUUGAGAGGAAAUGGGAGCAGAGCUCUGCUGCGUUUCUGACGAGGCACUUCUUUUGUGAACCUCAGGGUUUGAGGGACCGGGUGUACAGUGUUCAUCUCUGUGGCGGGGAUACCCCUCUUAGUGAAUGAUACCAAAGUCAAUGCCCCGCCAUGGGAUCCAGCACCAUGUACACACUCCCUAAAGCCCUGCUGUCCACCUGAGUGUUCAGAAACUCCUCUUUCCUCCAUUCUUUAGUAUCUCUCUCUCUCUCUCUCUCUCUCUCUCUCUCUCUCUCCACAAUCACAGUGUCCCUCAAGGCUCAGAGAUGAAUCUUUAAAACAUCUUUAAAAGAAGCUUUAAAGAAUAACUUGACUUGCUGAGAGUCCAGGAAGGAAUAGUUUGUGCACCUAACUCCUUAUGUACAGUGUAAACAAAUGUAAACAUUUAAAUGAGGUGCUGGUAAGCGGAUAUUUCUCCGUACACAUGAAUGAAUCUUUAACACCAUAUUCAAACUAAACUUAAUACGCUGAGUCGGUAGCUUCCAGCGGCGUAGCUCCCCUCACUGGUGACUGAGAGCAACUGUAGCUCAGCCUUGAUCUACAUUUCAUUACUGCCUGCUUUAAAGGCUUACUGAAAGACUCUGAAAGCCACAUUAAUAAUAAUACUGGGAGAGCGCUGAGCUUUUAAUCUUAAAAAACAAACUCGUAUAGUCCUAGUGUACUGUGUACUGAAAGUGACCAGCAACACACUAAACUUGGCACUGAAAUGACAAAGCAAAGUGAGUCAUAAUUUCCCCCUCAUGUGGACAGAGCCAGGCUAGCAGUUUCCCCCUGUUUCCAGUCUUUAUGCUAAGCUAAGCUAACCCCUGGCUGUGGUUUCAAUCUUCUCAUCUAAAGGCCCCAAAAAUGUUAAACUAUUCCUUUAAAAUACAAGAAUCAAUACUUGAAAAAAGGAGAGACACGGUGAAGAGAGUAAAAACAACAACAACAACAACAACAACAACACACAAGCUGCUUCUUCUUCCUCCACCCACUCUCAUCCACACCAUGCCUCUCUUUCAUCCCUUUCUUCUUUCUGUCUCUCUCGUCUACAAUACAGCUUUAGUCCAAAGGUUUCCUCCAGCAACACAGCAAAGCGAGUCAGACGUUAAAGAAUAAAACCAAAGAGCUCUAACUUGACCUUCUCUUCAACACAAAGCCUCCACUGCAUCCUCCACCUCUCUCUAUCCAUCCACCCCUCCCUGUUUGCUCUCCUUCAACUCCUCCGUCACCUGGCGAGCCGGUCUUAGAAGCGUAAACCUCAGCUAUCCAAAGGGGAAUAAUAAUAAUGAUGAUAAUAAUGAUGAUAAUUAAGAUGAUGAUGAAAUGUAUAUUUUUAAGUAUUUGUCACUGGAAAAAUAAUCUUCUCAUAAUUAUGAUGAUCACAACGACGACGAUGACGAUGAUGAUGAUGAUGAUGAUGACGAUGAUGAAGUUUCUCUUGGUAUCUUUGUAGCUGUUCUGAUCCUUCUUAAGUUCUUGUCCUUUCUGCUCGUGCUGCCGGAGAGUUCUGCUUAACUCCCAUCAGCCCUCUCUCACCCCCUCCCCCCCCCCCCCCCCCCCCCCCCCCCUUUUUCAUUUGGUUUACCCAAUGUUUGGUCCUAACGUCUACCUGUCUGACCUUUACCCCUGGAUGUUUGUCUUUACCCGCGUGUGUGUGUGUGUGUGUGUGUGUGUGUGUGUGUGUGUGUGUGUGUGUGUGUGUGUGUGUGUGUGUGUGUGUGUGUGUGUGUGUGAGAAAGAGUGAGCUGUCAAACAUUGACGAGGGGAAGAUGUGGUUUCUUGUUGUUAGCUGUUAAAGAAGGGGAGGGCUUCAGUCUCUUACAUUUUUCACCUGUGAACCAGCGUGUGUGUGCGUGACUGGGUGGGGGUUGCUGGAAGGUGGGACGGGUAUGGUUGCAAAAAAAAAGACAAAAAGAUUCCUUGUUCUUUGGACAACAACAAGCCCCCCCCCCGCACACACAUGACCUGCACUGUCAACUGUAACGUACUGUUUGCCAACUUCCUCGUACACGUAGCUUUAAUUACCCCUGUCACAGCAGUGUGUGUGUGUGUGUGUGUGUGUACGUGUGUGUGUGUGUGUGUGUGUACGUGUGUGUGUGUUUGCAGGUAUGGUUGUAUUACCAUCACUCCUCCCUUUGUGUCUUCCAUCCUGUGAGCCACCCUCCCUCCCAAUCCCCAUGUCCCUCUCUGUCUCCCCCCUUCUUCUCCCUCGUGGUAGCAAGUUAGCCUUUUACUGUAUUUAUCUUGAAAACCAAAAAAAAGAAGAAAAAUAACUACUUGUUCAUUGUACAGUGUUGUUCAUUUUAAGUCAUUUUUGUAACUGAAAGUGUUUCAUUCAUCCAAAUAAAACAGGAGACAAAAACUGUACAGAU